AAAGAGUACUCCACUGGUGCCAGAAUCAAGGCUAUUUAUAUGCUUGAGGACAAGAAGUCUUUGGGACAAAUCAAAGAAGCUACAGGAGUACCCAAAACAGCUCUUUAUCGACUCGCAGCUGUGGCUAGGGAGCGUGGAUGGGUAGAGAACAAGAAUAUGCCUUUGGAGGUCUCCCAUGUACUCAAUGCACCAAGAUCUGGUCGACCUGCAAUCUUCUCCGAGGCAAUUAAGUGUGUUUUGAAAGUUGUUCUUCAAAAUUCUACUACGAGAGGCUUUUCUUGUAUAACGAUUGCAAAAGAAGUAAGAAAGCGGGGUCAUGAGAUUGCACCAAGAACAAUUUGGAAGGUUCUUACGCAUGCAGGCUACUCUCAAUGUAAAUUAACGGUCAAACCUGGUUUAAACGAGCUAAAUAUGGCGGAGCGAUUGGCUUGGUGUUUGGAGAGAGAGCAUUAGAUACUUGAGGAAUGGAAGGAUGUCAUUUUUACGGACGAAACUGCGGUGUAAUUGGGAAGUACGAGAGGAAAGAGAAGAGUAUGGAGAUUACCUGGAGAAGCGUAUAAUAAGCAUUAUAUAAAACGAUAUUGGAAAGGCUUUUCUGAAUUUAUGUUCUGGGGAUCGUUUUCAUAUGACAAGAAGGGGCCUUGCUAUGUAUGGGAGAAGGAGACUCCUCAAGAGAAGAAAGAGAGAAAGGCUGAUUUGGAUGCGAGGAAUUCGUUAAUUGAGAAGGCGAAUAAACAGAAGUGGGAAAAGGAGCAAAGGAAGUGGCUAAGGGAUUGGAUAAAGGCAUAUGGACGGGCUCCUGGAGGGAUACGAAAAACUUGGAAGUACAAUGAGGCU
Messenger RNA from Hyaloscypha bicolor E, 837 nucleotides. RefSeq lists its product as uncharacterized. The transcript has a single exon. Bases 40 to 453 code for a protein of 137 amino acids. Gene Ontology annotation, molecular function: DNA binding. Gene Ontology annotation, biological process: DNA transposition; DNA integration. NCBI's taxonomy places the organism in Eukaryota, Fungi, Ascomycota, Leotiomycetes, Helotiales, Hyaloscyphaceae. The record is from RefSeq and is a predicted model, not a curated record.